UGAUUCCAGGACCUGUUGCUUAGCAACGUUUAUGAACAAGAGCAAGGCCUUUCUCCCCGCCCCCCCUCCACUUCCUCUAAGUUGGCCAGGCCACACAAGCAAGCGAAGUUACUGACAACAGCAGGGAGAAAGAAUUGCUUAAAAGUUAUGUAAAACUGCAGUUCAGCUUUGAAGGAGGCCUCCACAUGGCCAAGUAUAUGUUCUUGGCUCCCGGGCUGACGCUGCCCUUCAGCCCUCUUUCUUCUGAAGCUUUAGAAGAGAUCAAACGCCAUGCGGGCCGAGCCUGGGAACAGCACAUGCAAGAAGACGCCAGCUGCUCCACCACCUAUUCCGGGGCUUAUGGAAAUAAAAAGCUGGAUGGCUCUGCCUAUUGCCACGUCACCCCCUCCUCUCCUACCAGGAUCCACAAGCCUCAUCCAACAGAAGUGUUUUUGAUAAACCGGCUUCAUCAUCUUUCUGGAAACUACGGCAAUCCUAAACAUGGUGUGACAACCGACAAGGGCUGUCAACCAAGUUUCUUAAAGUCUGCAAGUAAUAGGAAGAAAUUUCAGCAGCAUUCUCAAAAAAUGAAUCAUAAUGCAGUCAUCAUUCCAUCACCAGCAGUACCACUGUAUCAAAUUCAGCAGGCGAUGAAAUACCCCAGGGUAAAGGAGAACCAAAGUGAAAUAAAGAUGGGGACAUCAUCAGCUGCAAGUCAGGAUAUUCUGACUGGGUGGCCUGUUACUGGGAGUUCUGAUUCAAUGGGGUUGCAAAUCAUGGAAAAGGUGCCUCAACAUCCUCCUGACCUCAACUGACUGUGCAGAUAUGGCCCUGCCUAAACUGGAGCCAGAUGCAUGUUUCUUUGAAUCAGUUACCAACUCCUGGAGAAGCAAGGUCCAAACAUGGAAGAAACCCCAUAAAAUGUUUUGCAGUAUUCAUGCAAAAAGAGCAUAUAUGGUACCUGGGAGAGGGGGGGGGUGUUUAGUCCAGAGAAAAUAAAUCUUACAAUAAUAGUACCAGCAGAUACUGGUAGUACCAGCAGAUUUCAAGAGACAGUAAAGAAUUUGCAUUUUUUAAAUUUGCUCCAGAGAUUUGUGGGUGCUCUGAUGCACACACUGAUUUCUUCUGUGCAUGGGUUUUGUUAAUUUCAUAGCAGGAGGGGAGCACAGUCACAUCCACGAAGAAAUGCUCAUACCAAUUACAUGAAAUGAAUGGGAAUAGCCCUUGCAGGUGGAGAAGCUUUACUGCAUGUCUAGAAAAUGCAUUGAUACUGGGGGACAGGGCUGGAAUUGUGAAUUCAUUCUGGUUUAACCUUGUUGAUAAAAUACUUGUCCAUACAAGAAGCUCUUUCAGUGUUUUUGAGGGUACAGUGGAACCUCGGUUUAUGAACACCUCGGUUUAUGAACGCCGCGGACCCAUCUGGAACGGAUUAAUUCACUUUCCAUUACUUUCAAUGGGAAAGUUCGCUUCAGUUUAUGAACGCUUCAGUUUAUGAACAGACUUCCGGAACCAAUUACACCCAUGCUUAGGGUUAAGUACGCUUCAGGUUGAGUACUCCGCGGACCCGUCUGGAAUGGAUUAAUCCACUUUCCAUUACUUUCAAUGGGAAAGUUCGCUUCAGUUUAUGAACGCUUCAGUUUAAGUACUCCGUGGACCGUCUGGAACAGAUUAAUCCACUUUCCAUUACUUUCAAUGGGAAAGUUCACUUCAGUUUAUGAACGCUUCAGUUUAUGAACAGACUUCCGGAACCAAUUGUGUUCAUAAACCGAGGUACCACUGUAUUUGCACAUUACUAUCUACUCUGCUUCCAAUGUGCUUCCACUGCUAGUGUUUGAUGUUAGCCACAAUCCAUCUGUGUCCUGUAGUUUCUUGAGAAAUGCUCCCCUUUGAUGCGUUUCUCCACCCCCAAAAAACCCGGCCUCCAUCCUAUGUGAAAAUGCAAGCUGAAGUUAAGCGGAUGUGUGUACAGUUCAGGCAGCCUUUUGUGCAUGCACUGAUGACAGCUUUCUGAAAAGGAGUUGGUAGGGAGUGUUGCUGUUGUGGGAAAACAGAUCAGGCCAUACACAUCGAGUGAAAGCACCCUCACCCACUCUCUGGGGGAUAAACAACAAACACAUUUAAGAGGCCAAAGAUUGUUCAAUCAGCCAAAGGCAAGAGAUCAUAUGUAUUUUUUGGUUCCAGAACCAGAUGUUCUAAACCAGGGAUGGGGAACAUGUGGCCCUGCAGGUGCUGCUGGAUAUGAAUCAAAUGAUUCCUGCCCAGUGGCCAUGUUGGCUGGGGCUGAUGGGUAGCACAACAUGCUCUCGAGAAUCACAGGUUCCUCAACCCUGUUCAAAACCUUUGAGGAGGAAAAAAGGGUUUAGGAGGAACACCUUCAGACUGCCUUCCUCCAAGCUAUUAUUAUUUAGAGCAGAAAAAUAAUCUUUGGUAGCUUUUCUUUUUAAGGAGAAUGAUGCAGUAGUAGCUACUACCUUUAAAUAUUAAUAAAAGAUGUUUCCAGGAAUUAUUUCUGAAACAUAAAGGAAGCAUAUUUCACUGCUUUACUGUAAUGUAAACCAUGUUCAGCCCUAUAGUUAAUCCCCCUCCCAGUAGCCAUUUGUGACAAGGAACUGCACAUUUAGUGAACAUGCAGAGAUUUAAUGGAGGACCCCAUCACUCCUCCACACCCAGUAUAGAAACCAAAUGGGCUGUUGUUGUGGGAGGGAGUCAGCCCACAAGCUACCAAAUUUUUUUGCAGGCUAGGAACUUUUGUGGCCUCAGUUAUAUGCCUAUAUGAAUGUAUUUUAACUUGUAAUUCAAGCAUUGACAUAAAUUCUACAGGGCUUUAUAGAUAAUAAACCAGCAGUCUAAAUUACACAUAGAAAAGGUGUAAAAAGACAACACUGUCCCUGGAGCCUGUUGCAUGAUAUAUUCCUACCGUAGCAACACACUCACCGUGUCUCAAUUUAAACUGAAGCACCAAGUAACCCUGGAAACAUAAAUAGGAAUUUAUCAGAACAGCUCUGCCAAAGUACUGUAGUAUUAUGCUAACUUUUUAUUUCAGUUUCCCUAAUUUUUCUAGCUAGACAGGCAUUACCAACUUUCCCCACCAGCAUUUAACAGCAUCUGCUCUGUUUUCAACAUUUGGACUUGAAGUGCUACUGCUUGUGGAUCCAAAACAGCACCACCCAUACCCAAAAGAGAAGCAUCACCUGGUUUGGGCAAACUCCAAGGUUUUCAGAAGUACAAUUAAUCUUUAGGGGGGGAAGUUUUGCUUGAAAGUGUGGGUGGGACAGAAAAACUGCCCAAUGAGGACUCGGCAUGCUCUGGGCCACAGAAUGUUGUCUUGACAGUUGGGAGGAGGGAAAAUGGAAACCCGGGGAUGAGAACAAAAUAGCAGAGUCCUGCAAAGUAAUCACUCCAUACUGCAACGUUUUGUUUUAGGUCUCCCUUCUAAAUUCCUUAUUCUCUGCACACCCAAUAAUGAAACAAUGGAAAAGAGAGGCACACAUGAUGCCACAGUAUAGCCAACUUUGUUUUUUAAUUAGAGUAUAUAUACUUCCAAACUGGAUACACUAGAAAUUGGCAAUGCAACGUAAGAUGCAAAGAAAUAUACCAGUUACUGUCAAAAUGACCCUGUACAGCCUUAUAAUGCAAAAAGCUUUAUACAAUACAAAUUUCCAUUAAUGUACACAAACCUUGACUGUGAUAUUUGAAUAUGAUACAGCAAGUUAGAAAGGUCGGAGAGGGGAAGCGAGAAAAGUGCUGAGAAUGUAAGCAAAUUACUAGAUGGAAAACAAGAAACCAGCCUAUCUUAAAGAAUGCAUAGUGAGAAAAGCAGAUACAAAGUGAGCAUGUUGGUAGAAAUGUGAAGUCUUUUAACAAGCAAAGGAUAUCUGUAGGGAGCAUUCCUUUCUUUAGCUUCAAACAGCAAACCAAUUAUUGUAUAUGCAAGGGCUUUGAUAAAUACUGUAUUUUUUUUCCUUAAAAAAAUAAAAACACUUCCUGAUG
Molecule: messenger RNA, 3969 nt
Organism: Zootoca vivipara (common lizard)
Lineage: Eukaryota; Metazoa; Chordata; Lepidosauria; Squamata; Lacertidae
Gene: CZ1H4orf51
Product: chromosome Z1 C4orf51 homolog
Source: RefSeq, a predicted model, not a curated record